This is a messenger RNA of Triplophysa dalaica, 642 nucleotides long. It is a transcript of the gene rmi2, whose product is annotated as RecQ mediated genome instability 2. The transcript is spliced from 2 exons. Bases 63 to 512 code for a protein of 149 amino acids. Gene Ontology annotation, biological process: negative regulation of double-strand break repair via homologous recombination; regulation of sister chromatid segregation; DNA repair. NCBI's taxonomy places the organism in Eukaryota, Metazoa, Chordata, Actinopteri, Cypriniformes, Nemacheilidae. Gene Ontology annotation, cellular component: cytosol; nuclear speck. The record is from RefSeq and is a predicted model, not a curated record.
AUAUCCGGUUUUGCCUCUUCAGAAAAUUACCGCGGGAUUCCGCGGAUUCAAGAAGCGCAGGGAUGAUCGGUUCGAGCUUUAUCAGUGGCGAUAAGACACGAUGUCCUCCAGUGAAAGUGUUAUCCAGCCAGCUACGCGAGGGAAACGAGUGUCAGGCAUCAAAUGGAAAGCCAGAGUAUAUAAUUAAAAGACUGGGUUCAAACAAAGACAACUUAUUACGGCUUUCUGUGGUCUGGAUGCAGGGGACGGUGGUGGAGGUCCAAUCUGAUCUCAACACAGUACUGAUGCUGGACGAGACCGGAAACUUCCUCGUUAAUGGCGUUAACAACGUGCCAAAGGGAAAGCCGUGUCUCAGUCCUGGUAAAUAUGUAAUGAUUAUGGGGGUCAUUCAGUCUCAUAGUCCAGAACCAGUUCUGCGUGCAGUUAAGAUGGCAGAUCUUUCUGACAAUGCCACCAUUCACCGGAAAAACUGGAGAAAUGAAGUAGAAGAUCUCCAGCAGACUUUGCCAUAAAGCUUAAUGUUAUUUUGGUUGCUUGUUUAAUUUUCUUGAAUUGUUCAACUUUAAGGGCAUUUUUAGUAAAGCAAAAGUAUUGCAGAUACUUAACCUGUAUACAAUAAACAUUCCAACAGGUAAACAUGUA